AUGGACCAACAAAUCAAGAACGAGAAGCCUGCUCCGCUCAAGAUUGUUAUCUGCGGAGGAGGAAUCGCUGGCUUUGCAGCAGCACUACUCUUACGUGAAGAACACGACGUUCUGGUCCUUGAGUCUUCAUCAUCCAACGAGGAGCUGGGUGCCGCCAUCACGCUCUCCAUCAAUGCGACCCGACUUUUGAGAAGAAGUUUCGCGCGCGCAGGUUUCGACAAAGAUCUCGCCCAUUAUGUCGAAGCUGAAAAGGUUGAGGAAAACCCUACCCCUUUCGCUGGUUACACUUGUUUCCAAGAGCUCCAUUGGAAGGACCUCUCAGUGCUCCUGGAAUGGCCAAUCAGGGCUGUUACCCAGAAGUAUGGUGAGCCGUGGUGGUAUUUCUCUCGCAAGGACGUCCACGCCGAACUUAAACGCGCUGCACUCUCCGCAGAUGGCUUAGGAACGACACCUCGCUUAAAGACUGGCGCCCACGUCGAAAGAGUCGACUCGAAAACUGGUUCAGUCUUCCUCAAGUCCGGAGAAUCCUACAAGGCUGACCUCAUCAUCGGCGCGGAUGGGAUUCGGUCUGCGAGUGGCAAUUCAGUGUUUGGCAAGCUCGACACAACACCGGAGGGCCUGUCGGCAUAUCGCUGCAUGAUCCGGACAGAGGAGUUGAGGAAGAAUCCUCAGACACAGGUUUUGACUGACAGUGCAAAAGUGCUCAUGGUGAUUGGUCCCGACAGAAGGAUCGUUGUGUACCCUUGCUCGAGCUGGGACUGGAUGAACUUUGUGUGCAUCUAUCCAGACACUAGCGACCGACGGCUUCAGUGGACUAGUGAAGUCGAGGUACAAGACAUGGUGGAAAAGUUCAAGGGAUUUCAUCCUUCCAUUGUUGCAGCCUUAUCGAUGGCUUCCAAUGCGGGAGUCUGGCAGCUGCGGCAGCGCGUGCCUUUACCGACGCUGGUUAAGGAUUGUUACGCGCUGGUAGGAGAUGCAGCGCAUGCAAUGGGCCCACAUCAAGGCCAAGGCGCCUGUCAAGCCAUAGAGGACGCAGAAGCUCUUCGCAUAGCCUUGAGUGGUGCCUCGAGUGACGAUGUUGCAUUGCGACUCAAGAUAUACGACGAGUUGCGCCUCCCGCGCAUCACCAAGGUCAUGAAGAAUACGGAAGCAAUGGCUCCGCGGGCCACAAACUCGAAGGAGGUCGAGUUCAAGACUACGCAGACAUACAGUGAAUACCACUGGGGCUAUAAAGUGGCUGAAGAAGCGGUGGAUCUCAUGCGUGCGCAUGGACUGGCCUUGAAGAUCCUCAACGACGCGACUGGAGAGGUUGGAUUUGAAUGA
This is a messenger RNA of Fusarium oxysporum Fo47, 1323 nucleotides long. RefSeq lists its product as uncharacterized. The transcript has 3 exons. The record is from RefSeq and is a predicted model, not a curated record. Gene Ontology annotation, molecular function: FAD binding; monooxygenase activity. The coding region runs from base 1 to 1323 and encodes 440 amino acids. NCBI's taxonomy places the organism in Eukaryota, Fungi, Ascomycota, Sordariomycetes, Hypocreales, Nectriaceae.